AAGGAGGAGAUAAGAUCGGUAUCGCCGACUUCGUGAUGGUGGUGUAGUGACUCCUAAUUAAUGCCGAGACGCGUCAAGGGACCACCGCCCCCACCACUCAGCCCGGCCAGUUGGCAUUGUGACCUCCAGCACAGAAAGCGCGGGAGAGUUCCUAGUGUGCCUGUGAAAGGCAGGGCAGGUGCACCUCGCGGCCAUGGCAGAUUGCUGUACCUAAUGAACCGCAGCAGAGGUUCUGUAGGAAAGUUAGAAGAUAAGCAGUCCAGUAUUGCAGUGGCCUUCCGCGGCACCGAACAUGCUAGGCAGAAGGAAAGCCAAAGGGGACUGCCUGAACCUGGGCACCAAAGAGGAAUUGGAGGUGACGGGCUACAGGGACGACCGACUGAAGCUAGGACUGACGGUGGUGGCGACGGUGCUGUCUGGAGGCCUCUUGCUACUCCUGCUAACGUGGCGCCCUUCCAUCAGACUCGCCUUCACGCACAGACGUUGCUCUAUCAAGGACGCUAACAGACUACUCAUCAAAGACAUCUACAACCAGUUGUGGGAGGAGAAGGUGGUGCGGGACGGUGAGCAUCUGUACUUCAUCAACAGAAAGUUAAAGUAUGUGUGGGACGAUGCCACCUGUACCUUCGCCAGGCUGCGACCAACGGAUCACGCGCCCACUUUCUCCACCUUCCACAAUGGCGCGGAGGGCCUGACAGGGAAGGAAGCUGCCAGGCGGCAGGAGCUUUUCGGGGAGAACUUUAUGAAGAUCGAUGUUCUCUCCGUGUGGCAGCUCCUCAUCCAGCAGGCCAUCAAUCCGUUUUACAUCUUUCAAGUAUUCACGGUGAUCCUGUGGUGCAUUCAGGACUACUACGUGUACUCCUCCUGCAUCGUCGCCCUCUCCGUUACCUCCAUCUUUAUCAUGGUGUGGGAGACGCGGAGGCAAAGUAUCGCACUGCGGGAGACAGUGACGUCACAGUCUGAGAUGAUGGUGAUUCGGGACGGCAAGCGAGUGGUUCUGUCAUCGAGGGACGUGGUGCCAGGGGACGUGGUGUUCGUGGACAGCGUUACCACCAGGCUGGAGGUUGAUGCUGUUCUACUGUACGGGAGCAUCAUCACUAAUGAAGCAAUGCUGACCGGCGAGUCGCUUCCAGUCACCAAGGUGGCCGUGCCCUUGGGGAAUGACACGCUGUUCUGUGAGGAGGAACACAAACACCACCUGCUGUAUAGUGGCACGCAGGUGUUGCAGGUGCGAGGGGCAAUAGAAGUCCCAGCCAUUGUGAUCAAGACUGGCUUCUACACGGCACGUGGGGAACUAGUGCGCUCCAUUCUCUUCCCCAAACCCACUGACUUCCACUUCUACAAGGACUUAAUGAAAAUGUUAUCCAUCUUCCUCCUGCUGGGUUUUGCUGCAAUGGGCUGGAGCUUUUACAAGAAGAGCUCGCAAGGGGACACAUUUUGGGUUACUCUGGUGUACUCCCUGGAUCUGGUGACCUUUGUGGUGCCUCCCCUGCUGCCGGCCACUCUCACUGCCAUCAACGUGUGGGCACAGCAGAGACUCAAGAAGAAGAAAGUGUACUGCCUCUCCUCAAACUACAUCUCCCAGGCUGGCUCAGUAGACCUAGUGUGCUUUGACAAGACUGGAACCCUGACUGAGGAGGAUCUGGAUCUAGCGGGACUGAUGCAGUGCUCCGGGGGUGACUUUAAGCCACCACAGGAAGACAUGACACAUUUGCCACCUGGUGAGCCUCUGACUAAAGCCCUGGCCACCUGUCACUCUCUGGCCCUUAUUGACGGCAAGUUGAAAGGCUCCCCUCUGGACAUGAAAAUCUUCACUGGUAUAGCUUGGGAGGGCAGGGUUGUUGGCCAUUCACUCCUGCAUGACCUUACGCACAUGCAGGAUGAUAGGAUCGUUCGUCAUCUGUUCCCACAAGACCACAUACACACACAGGAAGGCAGAAUUACUGAUCAACAACCCCUGUCAGACAGAAAGGCCUUACAAGAACCAAUGGAGGCCGAGAAUACAGACUAUGGGAUGGAGGCUCAGUUACUGGUCUGGCCACAAACUGCAAGUGAUGCAGACCGUAAUCAGUAUGAGGUGGCCAUCAUCAGGAUAUUCCCAUUUGAGUCCAGUGAGCAACGCAUGACAGUGGUUGCUAAGGCCAAGAUGAACACCAGCAUAGAAGUCUUCAUUAAGGGAGCUCCAGAAAGGGUGGCAGCACUUUGCAGUUCCAAUACAGUUCCUGGUCUUCUGGAGGCAGCUGUGGGAUGGUACACCCACCAAGGACUGCGAGUGUUGGCUGUUGCUGGCAAAGCACUGGAAGGAUACACAUGGAACCAGGCAAAGCUUCAGCCUCGGGAGGAACUAGAGAAAAAUGCAACCUUCCUCGGCUUGGUGCUGCUGCAGAAUAAACUAAAAAUAGAGACACCCCCUGUACUGGCUACACUACAUCGUGCACACCUCACGCCUGUCAUGGUUACAGGAGACAAUCUUCUUACUGCACUGAGUGUGGCUCAGCAGAGUGGCCUAGUGUUGCCCGGCCAACAAAUCAUCAUAGUAAAGGCUGUGAUGGAAGCAAGUUCAUCCAAAGCAGCACAGCAUCUCAAAGUUUUCUACUAUGAUGCUGAUCAUACAAAAGGUGUAAAAAAUCAGAAGCUGAUGCCAGUACGAAGUGACAACUAUGUACUGGCCACAGAUGGAGAAUCCUUUGACCUGCUUGCAAGUGCCCAAGACAAGUCUACAUUUUACCGAGUGCUACAUAAGGGUCGUGUCUUUGCUAGAAUGAAGCCAGACCAGAAGAUCACAGUGGUGGAGACUCUUCAACAUUUGGGGCAUCAUGUUGCAAUGUGUGGUGAUGGGUGCAAUGACUGUGGGGCGCUGAAGGCAGCAGAUGCUGGAAUUUCCUUGUCAUCUGCUGAGGCAUCAGUGGCUGCUCCAUUCACAUCCCGCCAGGAGAAUAUCAACUGUGUGCCUGUGCUAAUCAAGGAAGGAAGAGCUGUGUUGGUGUCCAUUUUCUCCACCUUCAAAUACAAUGUGGUGGCAACCUUUGGGGCACUCUUGUGUGUCAUAUGGAACUAUGAGGUCAAUACUGAGCCUUCUGAUGUCCAGUAUGUGAUUAUGGACCUGAUGCUGAUGACUGUGCCUCCCCUUGUGAUGGGCUGCACACACGCUGCUCCUAACCUCAACACAAAGCGGCCCCAUCACCGGAUCCUCAACUUUGUUACCAUAGUCUCCAUCUUCUCCUAUAUUGCAUUCCAGUUCACAGUGUACUGGGGAAUGCUGACUUACCUCAGCAUGCAGUCUUGGUUUGUGCCGCUGGACCCUCACGAAGACAUUUGGCCACCAGAGAAGUCCUAUGAGAAUACAAUCUUAACAUUGGUUUGCUUCUACUUCUUAGUUAUUGGAGUGUUUGUAUUUUCUCAUGCUGCUCCCCAUCUCAAGCCCAUCUACACAAACUAUGCUUUGACUGUUCACCUAAUUUUUGCUUCUGCAUUUUGCCUCUUUCUCAACUUCUACACUGGGCAAUGGUAUUUGGAUUUUGUGAACUUGAAGCGAAUCCCUGACACUGGGUUUGUUGGCAUUAUGUUUUUCUCCAUGUGUACCAUCUUAGCAAUCUGCUUUGUGUGGGAGAGGUGGUUUCUGUAUGGCGUACUGGACAAGUAUGUCAUGCCCUUCUUCUUGAGAUGCUGUGGGAAGAAACAUCUCUAUGUGAAAAUAGAGGAGGAACUUAAGAACAAUUCAGAAUGGCCAGUCCUUACAGAAGCUCCAGAUUAUGAAGACAAGCUGAUGUUUGCUGCAGAAGAGAAAUUGAUGGAUGGAAUGACAUUCGGAGGUGAAGAAUUUGAUGAUGAUGAUGUAGAGAAGGCCAUGUUUGUCCGUAAGCUGACUCGCCGGCAUCGCUUCAAUGCAACUGUUACACAUAUUUCUGAGAAUAAACGCAACAGUCACUCCUCUUCUGAAGCUGCCACCGCCACCAUCACUGAUGCCUCCCUCAGUAAUGAUAGGCCUCAGGAUCAACACAAGCCUCUCAUCAGCCAAAACAGUGGAGGCUACAGAGAGCCAUGGGAUAGUGUCCCCUUCAGUGAAGAGAGUGAACAAAGGAAAGGUUUCAACCAGAGUGUGAGGCACCAGAUCAUGAAGGGCACUGGUGGUGGUUUCAAAACAUUUAAAAGCAGCAUAAAGAGGCAGGCAGGUUUUGAUGAGAGUGCUGCACAACCUUAUGAAGUAGUUCCUCUCUCUGGUUACAAUGACAGUACCCAAGAAGCUAUAUAUUCAACAAUAUCUGAGAUUCCUAUGAGCGACUACAAGCAGCCAUAUGAAGCAACAGAUAAUCCCAAGGAAGAGAGACAGGAGAGUGAAGAAGCUAAAAACGAGACAUUUAGAGAAAGUGCUGCAGCAGAGACUUGGUGCAAAGAUUUGUUGUAUGAUAUACCAAAGCCACCUAGACCUGUGGAGCAGCCAUACUCCCCUGCAGGUGAAAGUACAUCACACUCCUUUCCUCUCCCUCCUCCAGUAAUGCUAAGUGAAGAGGAUCCCCAUCAGACCAGUCAGGAAUACAACUGCUGACACGAUAUCAUCUCCAAUAGAAACGGCAAGUUAUUUUAUCUUUUUUUUUGUGUAUAAAUGAAUUAAAUAAUGAUUUACUACUUCAUGCAUAAUAUGUUUGUGAACAGAGAACAAAAAUUUAUUGAAAUUAAAUAAUGUUCAUAGUGAAAGAGAUGACUGGUAUCAAAAGAUACAUCUUCUUUAAGUUUAAGAUACCCACAGACCAAACAUAAUUCAUAAUGCAUAGAUGAAUGGUAUAGUUAGUAAGGAAAGCAAAAAGUGGAGUGGCAAUGGAGAGAGACAACAGCUAGAGGUAGUUCAGAUACUUGGAGAUGAAUAAAAGAAAUAGCACGGAUACUAAAGGAAGAUGAUUGAUUAGAUAAAAAAUGAUACACUCAUCUGGAAUAAAAAAAAUUCAGCCGAGAAAGGUACGAGUGUAAUUAUGUGAAACAAUGAAGAUGAUAUAAGUAAAGCAUAUAGCUCAGUCUUUUCUGAUGAUGACCACUCCAGUCUGGUUGCCUUUGAUUAAGCCAGUAAUCUCUUUUUCAAUGUUUCUUUUCAUUAUCCACUUAGUCACAUCACAACACUUGAACUAUUGAGUGUGUCAGUUUCAUAUUGCUUCAAGAGAAGUCAUUAUUCUUUCUUGAUGUCCAUUCACAUAGUUUUUAUUUGGUGUUUGUGAAGAAUAGUUUUCUCUUGUUCUUAAUCAUUUUCCAUUAGGAAUUUGUAUGCAGCUCACUCACUACCAGUUGUCUCUGACAUUUGUGUUAUCUGUUUCCUUUAUGUCUUAUCUUGUAUGUGUGGAUGUAUAACAGGUGUUACCAAUUACCAGUGCUUCGAUUCUGCUGUGGAUUUAUCACCUUGUUUUUGAGCAUUUUAUAGGAUCUUCCUACAGACACUUGUGUUUUUACCGAGGUCACUUGAAUUGUUUAUUACUGUGUAAAACAAACUGUUAUCCAUGGAAAUAAAUCAGGUACUAUUUAAUAAA
Messenger RNA from Portunus trituberculatus (swimming crab), 5513 nucleotides. RefSeq names its product polyamine-transporting ATPase 13A3-like. Gene Ontology annotation, cellular component: membrane. Bases 293 to 4546 code for a protein of 1417 amino acids. NCBI's taxonomy places the organism in Eukaryota, Metazoa, Arthropoda, Malacostraca, Decapoda, Portunidae. The transcript has 28 exons. Gene Ontology annotation, biological process: intracellular calcium ion homeostasis; polyamine transmembrane transport. The record is from RefSeq and is a predicted model, not a curated record. Gene Ontology annotation, molecular function: ATP hydrolysis activity; ATP binding; polyamine transmembrane transporter activity.